This is a messenger RNA of Populus nigra (black poplar), 1924 nucleotides long. RefSeq names its product 2-oxoisovalerate dehydrogenase subunit alpha 1, mitochondrial-like. Gene Ontology annotation, biological process: branched-chain amino acid catabolic process. Gene Ontology annotation, molecular function: oxidoreductase activity, acting on the aldehyde or oxo group of donors, disulfide as acceptor. The record is from RefSeq and is a predicted model, not a curated record. The transcript has 9 exons. Lineage: Eukaryota; Viridiplantae; Streptophyta; Magnoliopsida; Malpighiales; Salicaceae. Bases 194 to 1678 code for a protein of 494 amino acids.
UCUGGCCAUAUUAAUGUGAGACUGAGAUAGGCACAAACGAGGACUUCUCCACCCCAGCAUAAGGAUGGAUAUCUGUCUGCAAAUCAUCACUAAUUGCAUUCCCUUCCCUCUUCUGUUUUUGUGAUCGGCAGCAUUUUUAUUCACUGACUAAAAAAAAACCCAACAACAUACAUUUUUCAUCCCUUCUAUUACCAUGCCUGUUUGGUUCGCAAAAUCUAGAGCCAUUUCCCAUCACUUAAACAGAAAGGUCAUGGGUUUCAUGGGAAUUCUCCACCAAAAUUUUUGGACUUCUUCUUGUUCGAGGCACCCAAGUUCUUUAUCAUCAAUAUUUAUCCCAGCAGGGAUUCACGAGGAUCAUUCAACUCCACAUGUAUUUCCAUUCAACUCAUCAAUCACCACCCGUUUCUCCCUCCAGCGAUUCAAAUCCACCAAAGCUGCAAGCCAACUUGAACAGCUCUACUCUACGGAUGACGACGAUCAUGAUACUAGCCAGGCCUUGGAUUUUCCUGGCGGGAAGGUCACGUACAUACCUGAAAUGAGAUUCUUAUCGGAGUCCAAUGGGAAGAGAGUACCCUGUUAUCGUGUUCUUGAUGACAAUGGAGAAAUAAUCAUAGGCAGUGAUUAUGAACAGUUGAGCGAGGAAGUUGCAGUGAAGAUUUAUAGUAACAUGGUCAGCCUUCAGAUGAUGGAUACCGUAUUCUAUGAGGCACAGCGCCAAGGGAGAAUUUCCUUCUACCUGACCUCAACUGGUGAAGAAGCAAUAAACAUUGCAUCGGCAGCUGCACUAAGUGCAGAUGAUAUUAUCUUGCCUCAGUACCGAGAGCCUGGGAUUCUAUUAUGGCGUGGUUUCACAAUUCAAGAAUUUGCCAACCAAUGCUUUGGAAACAAGUAUGAUUAUGGGAAAGGGAGGCAGAUGCCCAUACAUUAUGGGUCUAAGAAGCACAAUUUCGUCACAAUUUCGUCACCUAUAGCAACUCAACUUCCUCAAGCUGUAGGUAUUGCUUAUUCUCUUAAAAUGGACAAAAAGGAUUCAUGUGUUGUCACAUAUACUGGAGAUGGUGGUACCAGUGAGGGAGAUUUUCAUGCUGCUUUGAACUUUGCAGCAGUGACAGAAGCCCCAGUGGUCUUCAUCUGUCGCAACAAUGGCUGGGCCAUUAGUACCCAUAUAUCAGAACAAUUUCGAAGCGAUGGCAUUGUUGUCAGGGGUCCAGCUUAUGGAAUCCGAAGCAUCCGGGUGGACGGAAACGAUGCUCUUGCUGUCUACAGUGCAAUUCAUGAAGCUCGCGAAAUGGCCAUAAGUAAGCAAAGGCCUGUAUUAGUUGAGGCCCUUUCAUAUAGAGUAGGACACCACUCCACAUCUGAUGAUUCCACGAAGUAUCGGCCAGUUGAUGAAAUCGACUACUGGAAAAAGGAACGGAAUCCUGUAAAUAGAUUCAGAAAAUGGGUGGAAAGAAAUGGCUGGUGGAGUGAGGAGAAAGAAUCAGAGCUCAGAAGCAGCAUCAAGAAGCAGCUUCUGCAAGUGAUUCAAGUGGCAGAGAAAACAGAGAAGCCUCCACUCAAGUACUUGUUCUCUGAUGUCUAUGAUAUUCCACCACCAAAUCUUUGCGAGCAAGAGAAACAACUCAGAGAAACCAUCUAUGCACAUCCUCAGGACUAUCCCUCUGAUGUCCCACUGUAGAACAUCUGAGACAUACUGAGAAGAUAAGAGAUAGUUUCGUUAAUAUUCACUGCAAUGAAAUAGUAAGCCUGUAACAAGCAACAUCUAAUCAACAUCUCACGUAAACAGAAAAUAAGAAAAUAAAGAGAGGGUGAUGCAGCUGUAAAGUUUCGAACUGUAAUGUUCAUAAUCAGGGCGGAGCUAGGAUUAUUUGUUAGGGGGAUCAAAAUUUAUAUAAUAAAAUAUAAUAUUUGUUUUAAUUUAUUA